AUGGCUAGGAGAGGGCGGGAUCGAUUCCUGCGGCGGCGUCGGCAGCCACAGGCGUCCCACAGCGAUGACCGGAUUAGCGCCCUCUCCGACGAUCUCCUCCUCGAUGUCCUGCGCCGCCUUGACACCCGCUCGGCACUCGGCGCCGGGAUGCUCUCGACACGCUGGGCCUGCCUGCCCCGCGAGCUCCCCGCCCUCGACUUCAGGGUCGACGAAAUACUCCCGCCGCGCUACCACCGGUGGCUUCUCCACCGCGACACCGAGGUAACUGAUUUAGAUUACUACCAACUUGGCACCGCCAAGGUGGAGAAGGUCAUGCCUCACAUCAAGAGGUACGAGCGCCGCGCCAUGCGCGCUUUGACCAGGUCCGUCAAGAGCUUCUUGGACGCGGACGUCGGCCGCCGGAGCCGGAGCAGGAGGGUCAGCAGGCUGAGGAUUGAGUUCUUCGCCACGCAUAACACUGGCUGCAUCAACCGGCUCGUCGCCAGGGCCAUCGAUGCCUGGGAGGUCGAUGAUCUCGUGGCCGUUGCUAAGCCAAUCUCCUGGCAAUGCCGAAAUUUCCACGACUUCCCCAGCCAUGGCAUCUGCCAAGAGCCCCACGCGUCACGCCUGCGAAGCCUCAAGCUUGGAGGCUGCGCGCUCCCGCCACUGCACCAGCACAGCGCACUCACCGUGCUCGUCCUGCAAGACACACCGCGCUCGACGCCUGAGUCAGCUUAUGAGGCCAUCUUCGCCUCCUGCCCGCAGCUGCAGGUGCUGCACCUCAUCAGCUGCCGCUGCUCAGGCAACGGGGACAUAAUCGUCGACUCCCCAAAUUCAGAGAUGAUGGAGCUUGUUGUGGAGAAAUGCGAAUUCGCCCGGAUAUGCUUCAGGGCUCUUCCUAGACUCGAGAGAUUGUCCUCCCUGGGAACUAGAGUGCGCUUCGAGUCGACUUCAUUUCCCUGUCUCAGGAAGUAUAACCUCACCCUGUGCCUUGGUUUCAGACUCGAAGAUGAUCGCCAAUACUUUGCACCACCCAUUAAGUUGAAGCUUAGCUUGUUUCUGGGGCGCACCCCGGACAUAACCGACCUGGUUAUUCGGUUCACUGGACCAGACAGAUGGAUUGUGCCAUCUGGCUCCUCCAUGUCGCCGGCAUUGCUACCUAAUCUCAGGCGGCUAUUGAUCGCAGACGUGCCUUGGUCCUGGGACAUCUCAUGGCCCCGUCUCCUCCUUGAGACAGCGCCUUCCCUCGAGACCCUUCAUAUCCACAUUAGCCCCCGUUCCAAAGAGGAUGAUGAACCCAAGGGUGAUGAGAUACCGUGGCAGCCCACAAUGCUUGGACACCAUAACCUCAAGGAGUUUGUCAUGGUUGGUUUUGAAGGGACGGACAGGCAGGUUUACCUUGUCAGCUUUGUCAUUGGAGUAUGCAGCACAGCGUUGCGCCAUGUCGCCAUGUACAAGAAGGGGCAUGCUCGGGACAAGGGGCACUGGGACUGGGAGAUGGUGGCCCAGCAGCAACAGUCAGAAUGGACCGACGAGGAGAAGGACAAGGCGCUGAGGCAGAUCAUGAAUGGGAUUCCUUCUUCCUCAGCUGCUUCUCCAGUUAUAGUCUUCGGCUGA
Molecule: messenger RNA, 1596 nt
Organism: Lolium perenne
Lineage: Eukaryota; Viridiplantae; Streptophyta; Magnoliopsida; Poales; Poaceae
Molecular function (GO): protein binding
Source: RefSeq, a predicted model, not a curated record